Molecule: messenger RNA, 1078 nt
Organism: Papaver somniferum (opium poppy)
Lineage: Eukaryota; Viridiplantae; Streptophyta; Magnoliopsida; Ranunculales; Papaveraceae
Exons: 2
Coding region: 73-642 (189 amino acids)
Source: RefSeq, a predicted model, not a curated record
ACAGAGAGAAACCCUCACAGAGAAACAGAGAAAGUAAGGAACUAAGAAAACUUCAGAGAUAAGCAAAAAAAAAUGGAGAAUUACCAAAACCCUAGUGAAGAAUAUGAGAAUGAAUCAUCAGAAGAAAUCAGCAGCUAUAAUUACUCAGAAUUCGCUUCUGCUGCUGCUGCUGAUCCAUGGGUAUUAAAAAAGAAGAAGAAGAAUCAAGUGUUCCUUGAAGGUUGUUAUAUAGAUGAAGAAGAUUCAUCAGAACGCGGUGGAUUAGUUUCAAGGACAAUGAGUUUGACUGAUGAAGAUUUAGAUGAAUUGAAAGGAUGUGUAGAUCUUGGAUUUGGUUUUAGUUAUGAAGAGAUUCCUGAACUUUGUAAUACUUUACCUGCUUUGGAGCUUUGUUAUUCAAUGAGUCAGAGAUUUAUGGAUGAACAUAGUAAGGGGAAUGAUAAUGGUGGCGGUUCUGUUACUGGGUCUCCGGCUAGAACUAGUUCUAUGAAUGGCUCUGAAUCAUCUUAUUCUCCUUCUGUUACUUCUGCUCCUGUUGCUAAUUGGAAGAUUUCUAGUCCUGGGGAUCAUCCAGAGGAAGUAAAAGCAAGGCUAAAAUUUUGGGCGCAAGCUGUGGCAUGUACUGUCAAAUUAUGCAGCUAAGAUUGCUGCGAAACCCCUGCAAAGGAGAGUGAUUGGUUCAUCGACGGUGGGAUUGAUGAACCGAUAAAUGCUUGAGAUCUUGGAAAGUCAGAUUAUGAAAUGCCAGAAUUUGUAGACUUUUCAAGAUGAACGAUGAUUCCCACAGAGUUCCUACAAGGUUCAUUUUCUUGGAUAACAGACUUGCUAGAUGGAUGAGAGAGUCAAUGAGAGUUGAGAGACAAUGAUGGUGGGUUCUAUUAACUAUCCGAAACAAGACAGCAAUGGAGAUUGGAAAAUGAAUGAAAGGUCUUGUUUUGAGAGAGAUUCAGUUGCUUAGAAUUGUUUACCUACUUGAGUCAAGGCAAAAUUUGCUCGAGGCUUGGUGAUAUUAUGUACAUUGUAUGAUUUUUGUAUUCCGAAUUAAGAUUAUCAAUAAAAAUUCCAUAUUCUUCAUUCA